Besnoitia besnoiti is the source of this 726-nucleotide messenger RNA. Its product is annotated as proteasome subunit. The transcript has a single exon. NCBI's taxonomy places the organism in Eukaryota, Apicomplexa, Conoidasida, Eucoccidiorida, Sarcocystidae. The record is from RefSeq and is a predicted model, not a curated record. Gene Ontology annotation, molecular function: threonine-type endopeptidase activity. Bases 1 to 726 code for a protein of 241 amino acids. Gene Ontology annotation, cellular component: proteasome core complex.
AUGGCGUCUUCAUCCUGCGUGUCCUUCGCAUACGAUGACCUCGGGCUUCCCGUGGUCGCGAACCCUUCCCUAUCGGCUCCCUUUGCUCCCUCUGCGCCGGCUCUUCCGCCAGUGUCCACCGGAACCACAAUCGUUGCCGUUUCCUUCAAAGACGGCGUGGUUCUUGGCGCAGACACGCGAACGUCCGCCGGGAGCUACGUGGUGAACCGCGCAGCCAGGAAAAUCAGCAGAGUGCAUGAAAGGAUUUGCGUGUGCCGCUCGGGAAGUGCAGCGGACACUCAGGCGGUCACGCAGAUCGUCAAGCUGUACAUCCAGCAGUACGCUCAGGAGCUCCCCAAAGGCGAAGACCCUCGCGUCGAAGCCGCGGCCACCGUGUUUCAGUCCCUCUGUUACGAGCACAAAGAUGUGCUCACGGCUGGACUUAUUGUCGCUGGCUACGAUAAAGUAAAGGGAGGACAGAUUUACGCCAUACCGCUCGGUGGCGCUCUCAUGCCCAUGAGAUACACUGCUGGCGGUUCAGGCUCUGGGUACAUCAGCGCCUUUAUGGACGCCAACUUCAAAGAAAACAUGACUCAGGAAGAAGCUCUCACCCUCGUGAAGAACUCGGUCGCUCACGCCAUCUCCCGAGAUGGAUCUUCCGGUGGCAUGAUCCGAACUGUUGUCAUCACCAAGGAAGCCCUGUUGGAGGACUGCGUCGAGGGAAACCAACUCCCCGUGGACCCGUAA